Molecule: messenger RNA, 1710 nt
Organism: Linnemannia hyalina
Lineage: Eukaryota; Fungi; Mortierellomycota; Mortierellomycetes; Mortierellales; Mortierellaceae
Source: the annotation of a GenBank genome assembly
AUGCUCGCGCUCAACGCUCCGCCCGGACAGGCUCCCGUCAUCCAACCCUUUGUCCACUACCGCUGUCUCUGUUCAAGUCCAGGCCCAUCUGCAACCGCAUCCAGAACACCCUCCACCACUCGAACAGCAACACCUACCAGAACAACUCACAGGGACGACAAGGACAUGGACAUCGACCCCACAACAACACCCACUACGACCACCGACCCUACUACUUCUAGUCCAUCAGCAGACCUGGUCCCUGCAACCGCCGCCCUGACCCUUCACCAGCAGCACCACUCUCACCACCAACACGAGCAAGACUCGGCAGGAGAACGGUCGAAAACACCCGCCGAGGUGUACGACUCGGGCAACAACUCGGACCCGCAUGGGUCACAUUCCUUGUCGCGUCUCUACUUUUGCGACUCGUGCGAUGAAAUUCGUUGUCCAAAGUGCGCGCAGGACGAGAUUGUUUGCUUCUACUGCCCCAACUGUCUCUUUGAUGUGCCUACAGCCAGUGUCAAGUCUGAGAAACACAAGUGUUCGAGGAACUGCUUCGAAUGUCCUAUAUGCCAGAGCACCCUGUCAGUCGUGUCAGAGGAUCCUGAUGCAGGAAUGAUUACAGCUGUCGCUGCGACAGGGCAAUACCACCUCGCCUGCAACGUGUGCCAAUGGAACUCGCAGGAGAUCGGAAUGAACUUCGAAAAGCCCACAGGACUCGCAGGUAACCCCCUCAUGGACACAUGGACUACAGACUGCAAGACGGAGGAUUCAUUACCGGAUGUCAAGGAGUUCGAUCGACUCAAGGAUCACCUGGAAAAGUACUUUAGAGUUCAUAGCCUGAAGCCAGGUCUUCCCUCGUCCCUUUUGACAUCGAUCCAAUCAGGAACUCUUCAGUCACUCCGCUAUGUCUCCACCUCAAGCCACAAAGCCCAGCAGAGCGAUGACAUUGCACAUUACACGCCCGCUGUUCAAGUCAUGGAGGAUACCGAGAACCUGGAGAAACUCAUGUCCAUCACGAGUUUGAGUGAGACAACCACCAUGAAGCAACGGCUCCGACAACUGCAGAACCAAACAUACUCAACACAGCGACUCCAGCCACAAAGGAUACAGCUGCGGAUUAAAAGGUCGAGACGAUGCAGGUCUUGUCGCCAUAUCCUGGUCAAGCCCGAACAGAAGUCCCAGUCCACAGGCUUCAAGAUCAACCUCAUUGCCUUGAGCCAGCUUCCUAAUAUUACAAUUGCAGGACUUCAGCCCAUGAUCGUUCAAACAGUGUCACGCGUCAUUCUCAGAUUCACCAACCCACGACACGAAGAGGCACACGUCUCUCUUCGAUACGGUGAUGGAGCCAUCCCUAACCACGGAGUCGUCAUUCACUCGCCUUCCUUCACUAUAUCACCCUUCAACGUGGUCUGGGAGUACGAGGUCGGCACUAUGGUUACAGCGCCUGGAGCAGUACAGGAGGAUGUCUAUGAACGCACUGCCAACUCGACGAGCAUCGCUUUGGAUAUCACCCCAGCCGCUGCUGGUGAAGUCAAGAUCCCGCUAUUGGUGACAUUCACAUUCAAGUCGCACAAGCUUCAGUCGGACACUGAACCGUCAGCAUUACCGACACAGCUGGUUGUCAGUGGGUCAAAGGACCACCCACCUCCCGAGGUUGAACUCAUUGACAAGACAGUCGCCUUUUGGACCGUCAUUGGCUUUGGCGAGGCCCUCCCAACAUUUUCAUAG